This is a messenger RNA of Dermochelys coriacea (leatherback sea turtle), 3241 nucleotides long. RefSeq names its product telomere repeat binding bouquet formation protein 1 (gene TERB1). NCBI's taxonomy places the organism in Eukaryota, Metazoa, Chordata, Testudines, Dermochelyidae. The transcript has 19 exons. The coding region runs from base 328 to 2598 and encodes 756 amino acids. Gene Ontology annotation, biological process: meiotic attachment of telomere to nuclear envelope; homologous chromosome pairing at meiosis. The record is from RefSeq and is a predicted model, not a curated record.
GUCGGAGCGGCCGUGCCCUACAUUUCAGCUUGGGCCGGGGCCGCGGUACCGGGCUGAGCCCGUUGGCAGGGGGCUGCACGCGCUGCCCUCCGGCAACAGCGCAACGGUCCGCUAGAGCAGCCUGAGGCGGGAGAGACCAGCGGCUCCCUCCCACCAGGCGCGGGGCUGAGGCGCCCUGCAGGAGCGAGCGUUCGUGCCCGCGGGCCGCGCCGCACGGGGGUCUCCCGCGGAGCGGCAGGGCUGGGGCUGGUCUGUCUCUGACUGAAAAGUGGCUGCUGUCGCCCAUCUUGCGUGAGUUGCAGGGUAAGAAUAGGAAUACAAUUGAAAAUGGAAAAAAUAGAAGUACAGAACACACAGUGUGAGAUGAAGACAGAUCUGAAUUUAUUGCUUGAAUGUCUUAAAUAUCAAAUGGACAGCCCUGAUUCUCAAAAAGAGGCCUUGAUCACUAUUUAUUCAAUCUGCCAACAAAACAGUGAAGCAAGUGAUUAUUUCCGAGAGAUUGGUGGUUUAAUGUUUGUAAAUGACCUUGCAAAGUCAAGUGUGCACUGCAUAGUAAAGGAAGCAGCCUUAUUUACGUUAGCAGUUGUAAUGGAGAGUAAUGUUUACUGUCAACAAACUUUGUGUACAUCUGAAUUGUUUGAAGACCUCAUUUUCUUCUUAACUAAUAAGAAUUCUAGUGUGAAUUUGAAACGAAUGUCUGUUUAUGUUAUAUUAGUACUGGUUUCAAAUAACAAGAGUGGGCAAACUCACAUCAGAGAAACAGGCUGCAUUGGUGUUCUGCUACAAUUAUUCAGAACAACUCUUUCAAUAUCUGAGAUGAAUCUGUCAGAUGAAAAUAUUAAUCAGUAUUAUCAGCUGUGGUCUUCAGUCUGCAGUACUCUGUGUGCAUGUGUUAAUAAUCCUCAAAAUGAAGACAAUCAAAACACUUGCUGUUCAGUUUUUCCACAUGCAAAAGACUGGCUCCAAAGUUGCAUAAAGCCUGAGAUAGUUCGUCCUAUUUGUUCAUUUGUUGGACUUACAGUUGCUAAUAAUUCACGUGUACAGGAAUACUUUGUUUCUGUUGGUGGAUUAGACAUAUUAGCUGAAGUACUUAUCAAGCUGGUCCGUGAUUCAUCUAGAAGUUACUCAAGCGCAAAACUUGCAGUAGUGGUAACAAAAACUCUAGACGCUUGCAUUGCUGAUAACUCUGCUGUUGGUGAUGUCCUGGUAAAGUAUCACAUCGUGUCUAAGCUACUGAAGUUGCUGACUUAUGACACUGUGGAUUCAGGAGAAAAAAUUAGUAUUAUUCUUACAAUUGGGCAUUGCACAGAAGGUUGUGAAGAAAAUCAGUAUGAUCUGCUUAAGAACAAUGGCCUUCCAUUUAUGAUUCAGUUAUUAACAGAGUCUCAGGAUGAAGAAGUAAACAAAGCUGCUACUUUUGUGCUGCAAAAUUGCAAGCAAAUCACUGAGAAAUUGUCUCUGAAAAUAAAUGACUAUUCAUUAAAUCUGAAUGAUGCAGAACAGUUGAAAAUGGAUCUACAGAUUAAAGAGAGGAAUCUAGAGGACUAUUGGAAGAAAGUAAAAGAAAUUUUACACAGAAUAGAACUUCUUGAAAAAGAGCAUGAUGAGGAAUCAGUAAGAAGACAAAUAUUUGUUGAUAUACCUCGGGAAGCAGUUAUGCAAAUGACAUCAAAAUACCGUAAAAUGAAUGCCAGUGACCAAAAAACAAGCACUGAAAGAACACAUACAAAAAUGCAGUGUUCACAGCUAAAUUGUAAGUCUGAUGAUUUGGUUCGUACUACAUCUGCAAAUAAUCAGUCAUCCAAAAAUGGAAUAUUAAAGACUGUGACUCCAGUAGAUGCUUCUACCAGAGAGAGUGAGCAAAAUGUUACUCUGCUUUCAGCUGAUAAAUUUCAAAUAGGUAGUGUACAAAAAGGUCAAACUACAAAUGAACAAACUGCUUGUGAGAAGAAACAGUCUGUUCCUCAAGCAAGUGAACACUUGUUUAAACAACCAUCACUGACUGUUCAAAAUCUGAAACAGGCACAAGUAGCAGAAAUACUGUUGACCCCAGCUAAGAAAGGAAGACUGAUUACAGAGUCAUCAACCUUCAAGAGCAGAAAAAAUCCUCAGGAAAAUUUCCAGAGUAUUUGUUUGACUCCUAUGAAGAAAACCCAAAAUAGUAUUUCAAAUAUAGAUGACAACCUCAACAAAAAUAUUAAUUUCCGAGAAAAAUAUAACUUAAUGCCUACAUACACAAAAACUCUCCAAACAGACCAAGACACACACUUGAAGAAACAAACAGUCAAAGAAACAAACAACACAGAAUAUCAAGGCUUGAAUGAGAAAAAUAAAUAUUCAUUUGAUGAAGAUGAGAGCACUGAAAGUCUUUCAUUGGACACACAUGCAAGAGCUUUAAAAAAGAGUAAACGAAGAAUGCGGAAAGAUUUUACAACAGAAGAAGUAAACUAUCUUUUGAGUGGCGUAAGGAAAAUGGGCCAUCACUGGAAUUCAAUUUUGUGGUCCUACCCAUUUCAGAAAGGACGGACAAAUGUUGAUCUUGCUAAAAAAUACCGCAAGUUACAGAUACAUAGGAAUGAAAAUAAAGAAGAUCUGUAACAUCUUUCUAAAAUAUUUUGUAUUCUGCUACAGAAUUUGGAAGUUUAAAGGACAGAAUUAUAGUGUAAAUGAGUUAGUACUGUUAAUAUGCACUCUGCAUAUUUCAAUUCAGAUUUUUUUAUUGUGAUUUACAGGGCUAGGCUCUUAUGUAGACUUAAGUGAAAUGUAUUUUGAUAGGUAUUUUCAGAAUGUUAAUUUACAUUCAUUAAAUAAAACGUAUACCACAAAAAUGAAAAUGCUUUAACUUUACUACAGAGGCACAUCCAAAAAAAACCCAGAACAAAACUAUUUGCAUGCAAUAUUUAACUUGACCUUCCAGUGCUUAACUGGAAUAUUUGCACUUGCUUUAAAUAUCUCACUUGCUAAAACUAUAUUACAGAUCAUUUUAUCCUCUUUCAUUUUUGUACAAAAGUUUAACAUUGCUAAAUUGAUGCCACAUACUGAUACAUUUUAAAAUAUUUUUGUUGGCUCUAUUUUUAUUUUCUUGCUCUUUUCCAUUCCACUGUCCCUGAGAUGGAACAAGAGCACAUCAUUAUCUUUAACAUAUAACCAUUUCUACCUUUUUCUCUAUUUUAUACCACACUUAUAGAUGUUAUUGCACUUGGGUUUAGUACUCUGUAAUGCACACGUUUAUUUAAAAUGC